AUGAGCAGCCAGCGGGUUCCAAUAGAGCCACAGCGUGUUGACGCUCCGCUCACUGCAUCAGCCACUUUCCUUGUCGUAGCCGUAACCGACAAGCCGGAUGCCAUUGAGACAGUCCGUUCUACACUAUCAGGCCUAGACAGCCUGGCCAAAAAUGUCUCUAUCCGUGAUCUAAGUUCUCAAUUUGCCUGUACUGUCGGCAUAGGAAGUGGGAUCUGGGAUCGUUUGACAAGUCUCCCGCGGCCCUCUGAGCUGCACCCGUUUCGUGAAAUUCAAGGCGCCAAACAUACCGCAGUAUCUACACCCGGCGAUCUGCUUUUCCAUAUUAGAUCCGAGCGCCGAGAUAUCUGCUUCGAGUUUGAGCGUCAAUUGAUGGAUCAGCUCGGUGACGCAGUCUCCGUGGUGGAUGAAACAGUUGGGUUUCGUUACUUCGAUGUCCGCGAUCUUCUCGGAUUCGUGGACGGAACGGCAAAUCCUGUUGGUCCCGCGGUUCCGGAUUCCGUGCUCAUUGCAGAGGAAGAUACAUCUGCGUCUGGUGGCAGUUACAUCGUUGUACAAAAGUACACGCAUGAUCUACCUGGAUGGAAGGACCUUUCGACAGAACAACAGGAAAAAAUCAUCGGACGCACGAAGAUAGAUAAUGUAGAGUUGGACGAUGCGGAAUCUGGGCAACGCUCUCACAAAACACUCACCACGAUUGAAGAUGAGGAUGGCAAUGAGCAUGAUAUCCUCCGUGACAAUAUGCCAUUUGGGUCGCCCGGAUCCGGCCAGUUUGGGACUUACUUCAUUGGGUAUACUCGUCGUCUCUGGGUCAUUGAAAAAAUGUUGGAGCGGAUGUUUAUUGGGGAGCCUCCUGGCCUGCAUGAUCGAAUACUUGAUUUUUCGAAGCCCCUUACCGGGACAACAUUCUUUGCACCACCUGCCAGUUUGCUGGCUAAAUUAGGGUCCAAAUGA
Molecule: messenger RNA, 951 nt
Organism: Penicillium soppii
Lineage: Eukaryota; Fungi; Ascomycota; Eurotiomycetes; Eurotiales; Aspergillaceae
Product: Dyp-type peroxidase
Exons: 1
Coding region: 1-951 (316 amino acids)
Cellular component (GO): cytosol
Molecular function (GO): heme binding; peroxidase activity
Source: RefSeq, a predicted model, not a curated record